Molecule: messenger RNA, 626 nt
Organism: Cucurbitaria berberidis CBS 394.84
Lineage: Eukaryota; Fungi; Ascomycota; Dothideomycetes; Pleosporales; Cucurbitariaceae
Exons: 1
Coding region: 171-548 (125 amino acids)
Source: RefSeq, a predicted model, not a curated record
GGGUAGGUGGAGACGACGACUGGCAUGCCGGGGGGGUCCUCGACGACGCACUGCAGCGGGCGCGCAGCGUGGCUCACGCGUGCACUAGCUAACUGGGGGGGCGUCGGGGUAUGGGUCUCGUAGAGCCUUGGGUAUCGUAUAAUAAGAAGCUGUAGCUCGCUGUGCUGUGGAUGAAGGGGGGGAGGGCGGGGGGGUGGUAUGGAUGGUCAGUAGGCGGGCGAGGUAGAAGAUGCUGCCGGGCAGACGGGGCAACUUGCAGGAAGCAGGAGCCGCACCGCACAAAUAGCGCCUCGUACACUAAAAGCACACAGGCACACAAGCUCACAAGCGCUUCCUUCCAAGAUGCAGGCGGCGGCGAUGGGAACUGCCGUGCUGUGGGGUGUGUGUGUGUGUGUGUGUGUGUCUUGUCCGUCGCGCUGCUGCUGCUGGUGGCUGCGCCGCAACUAGUUAGUCGUCUCUGGUCGCGGAAUCUUGAAUCGUCGGUCGCAUCUGUGGUCCUAAUCGUAGUUCAAACCGUAGUUCAAACCGUAGUGCGCAUCGCAGAAUAGCGGCGGGAAGUCUGACAGCUAGCUGAGCAGCAAAGCACUCUCGUCAUCGUACACAGUUCGUACAUGGGACACACAGAG